This is a messenger RNA of Paramacrobiotus metropolitanus, 2343 nucleotides long. Its product is annotated as MAP kinase-interacting serine/threonine-protein kinase 1-like. The record is from RefSeq and is a predicted model, not a curated record. Lineage: Eukaryota; Metazoa; Tardigrada; Eutardigrada; Parachela; Macrobiotidae. Bases 603 to 1943 code for a protein of 446 amino acids. Gene Ontology annotation, biological process: protein phosphorylation. Gene Ontology annotation, molecular function: ATP binding; protein binding; protein serine/threonine kinase activity. The transcript is spliced from 3 exons. Gene Ontology annotation, cellular component: cytoplasm.
UAACAUCAACUGCUUUGGUGAUAAUAAGCGCAACUUAUAUAUAACAUACCAAUCUGACAUACCACAAUUAUCAAUACAACAUACGUGUCUGCGUUCGACUUCUGCAGGCAGUUGGAAAAUUAACGCACUGCGGCAAGGUUCCUGGUGUAUGGCAUACUACGAGUUUGAGAGUUUUCAAGCAGUAAAUCUGUGCUGUAAACGCGAUUCAGUAAAAGGCUUAACAGCGUUCAGAUUACCGUCAGCCGGACCCGUAUUUGUUUAUAUAGAUCUGUGAUCCGAAAUGGAGAGCGUCAGUUUCAGAGAUCCCAGCGAAGUCGAGGAAAUCGGUCAUAAGUUGCAGUAUCGUUACACCGGUGCCGACAUAAUUGGACAAGGAGCAUUCGGAAUUGUUUAUUUAGCCAGAAUUACCGAAGCUGGUGAUUAUUUGGGGCCAGCGUUCUUAGCUGUCAAAGUGAUAAAAUUCGAAGCUGCUGCUGCCAAAAAAAUUGGGGAAAAUCCGUGAACAGCUUAAGACAACUUUUUCUAUUGAAGCACGAGACCUGGUGGUUUAUCAUAGGGUAUCUAUCACCAAAGCUGGUGGGUGGACGAGCGUUGAACUAUCAAUGGACUACCACCAUAAAGGUGACCUUGCCUCCAUUUUAAAGGAUGUCCAAAAAGCCAAAAGGCUCUUAAACAGCAUCGCAAACAUAAUCAGAUUAAUAAAAGAUGUUGCCCUAGGACUGUCAUUUCUGCACAGGAAAGAAAUAAUAAACGGCGAUUUAAAACCCGGAAAUAUUCUUCGAAGUAUUUCCCGAACUGGCAGCGAGAAACUGGUGAUUGGAGAUUUAGAUGAUUUGGUGCAAAUGAACGAAAGCGCAACUUGCUCUGCAGAUAUUUCCCAGUUACGUGGCACAACACGCUACAUGUCACCGGAGAUGAUAAAAAAAUUUGUCGUGUCAGGAACAGAGUCGCCAGGACGGAAAACGGACAUGUGGAGCCUCGGUUGUAUAAUUCUGGAGAUGGCCGAAGCCUUCACAUGGGUAAGUAAUAAGCAACUGGAGAAGGAUGGAGAUGUUGUUGACGCUGGAGGUAAACUGACCAAUUAUCAGUACGCCACCCUGAUCAUCGACGGAUACGUUCCAGUGGUGAACGACAGGAUUAAUGAGAAAUUAGCGGACAUCAUCCGAAAGAGUUUGAACACAGAUAGUCGAAGCCGAUUAUCCGCUAGUGAAUUACUGCAUGAACUUCAAAAGAAAAGCGUCAUAGUAUUUCUCGCAGGUGGUCGCUUUAUGAGAGGAUUCAAUUCCAAACAGUGUUUGAUAUUCGAUCCAUCAACGGAUUCUAUAGACGCUCCAGAAGUGCUUCAUGCGCCAGUGUACUUGCAAGGAUUCGGGAAGCUUGACUAUCAACCGCUAAUCACCACAAUCGGAGGAACCAUUUUAUUUACAGAAAAGGUAACUGACCAUGACGGGAUCAACGUGAAUUUCCAUUUCUGGAACGUGGCCCAAGGACAUUGGUGGCGUUGGUGGGGACGUGAGCCAGCUCAUCCUUUAAAUAUGCAUCCGGAUACAAGUCUGGUGGCAAUAGGUGACAAUAUUUAUUUUUGGAACUCAGACGAAAUGUUUACGGAAAUAAACAUUUCUGACGGCAGUGCGACUACCCUGAAAAAUAUUCCUCGAAGUGCUUAUCCACCUGGACAAGCGGUAGCAAAAUGCGGUGAGCGGAUAUUUUGCGCAGCGGAGAACAUGUUGUAUCAGUAUGACACGGUGACUAAAAAAUGGAAAUGCUUACCAGAGCUGCCAAACCGGCGCAUGAAGUUUGCGAUGGCUAUUGUCAGUAGUAGAAGGUACAAGGUGGUACACAGGCACUAUAUUUUCUGUAUACGGGAUAGCCUGGUAUACAGGAAGUACAAUUCCUGUAUACGGGACAGUUUACGCCACUUUGAAAAGGUUAUCAAAGGUUAAUGCAUACCGAUUACUGUAUGUACUUUAAUUUUGCACGGUCUGUAUUCCAUUAUUAUUUGCACUGCUCAGUCACGCGGUAUCGUAAGAUGACGAAAAACCCAGUUUUUUCUUAAACAAAGUUAACAAAUUUAGCGAAAAAAAUGGAAGGAAGAUAAAGACAGGGUUAGCAGAACGAGCUAUUGAUUCAUAUAUAUAUAUAUACGUAAACGUAUGAAGCAAACAAAAGCAACACUUUUUACGAAGCAAAAUAAGGUGUUAUACAAUCAAAGAAUUUUCCAUCCAGUUAAUUCAGUUACGCUUUUUACGCAAACGCAUACGUUGUACACGGAACCGCUUCGGGAUGUAGUCCUCUGGAGCAGUACUGUCAAAAUCUGGUCCCCACUUUUUGUGCUCCACCUUA